UAGUCAAACGGAUCCUCUUUACCAAUGCCUGAUGAAACCAGGGGAAGAUUUUCGAAUUUCAGCUUAUGAUGCAAGUUUUAGCUUGGAUCCAGAGGAAAUACAGAAGGGUGAAGCUAAUCCUUGUGAUUUAAUAUCAUGUCACGGUAAAAGGAAAAGCACUUGCCACAACAUCGAUGAAAGAUUUAAGCUUGGUUUCACUCCACUACAUGUUGCUGCUGAGAAAGGUUUUGUGAUAAUUUUGAAAGUUUUACUUAAUAAAGUUUUGGAAUCUAAUAGUCAUAUUGAUCACACUGAUACAUAUAAGCGUACACCUUUUCAUGUUGCCUGUGAACAAGGACAUACACAAGUGGUUAAACUACUACUGGAACGUGGAGCUGAUAUCCAUCUCAUUGAUGAUACUUAUAAAGGCCCAGCACUUCAUAUUGCCUGCAUAAAAGGACAUGCACAUAUAGUUGGGCUGCUACUGAAUCAUAGAAUUGAUAUCAAUCACUGUAGUACUGAUGAAAAGAAACAUACUGCACUUCAUAUUGCCUGCAGAAAAGGACAUGAACAAAUAGUCAAACUACUUCUGGAGCAUAAAGCUGAUGUUAUGAAACGUGAUAAUGAUGGUCUUAAUCCUCUUGAUGUUGCUGUAGAGGAAGGACAAAAAAAUUCUGCAAUGGCCAUAGUGAAUGGUGAGAAGUGGGAGGAUGCAUUACGAAAUCUCACUGGUCUGGGAAAAUGCAAUGGAGAUAAGAGGAUAUUAUUUUGUUGCAAUAGAAGAAAGAGAAACAAUCUUAAAGUAAAUGAUGCCUCUAAUGGCAGUGAUGAUAUCAAAGAUGCUGUUGCAAGGAAGCAUUUCACAACACCAAUGAGAAGGAUAAUUCAAAAGAUGCCAGAUGUAGCUGAAGCCAUUUUUGAUCGCUGCUGUCAAAGUAAAGUAUCACCGAAUGAUCAUAAUUAUCGGAUUACUUAUAAUUAUGAGUUUCUUGAAGAUUUUGAUGAAAAAUGGACUAAGAAACCAAAAUAUUGUAGUCGAAAUCAUUGUCUAAGUAUCCUUGCUAAUUCACCAAGUGCAGACUUAUUGAAUCAUCCACUUGCCAGUACACUCCUUGAUCAAAAAUGGAAUAAAUAUGGGCAAAAAUUCUAUUACUCCAAUUUGAUAGUAUAUUUUCUGUUUGUCAUUUUAUUGUCAUCAUUUGCUCUCACUCUCCAUUCACCAAAUUCAAAAAUAUGUAUGGAGGUAUCUGAAAAUGACAAUGUCACAUUUGAUUGCUUUCCUGAAGGGCGUAACGGAUAUUUAUCUUUUGCCAGUGUAUGCCUGAUAGUUUAUUGUGUAAUCAUGAUGAUACGGGAAGUAUUUCAAAUGUUAUUGUUCAGAUUACAGUAUUUAUUCAGUUUUGUAAACUAUGUUGAAGUCCCACUAUUUAUCUUGACAAUAGUGUUUACAUUUGUCAGUAGUAACCAGUGCUUUUGCGCCCAUCCAUGGCAGUGGCAGGUUGGAGUGAUUGCUGUAUUCCUCAGUUGGAUUGCACUGAUAUUCUCCAUAAGGAAGCUACCAAUAGUUGGAAUAUAUGUGGUCAUGUUUGCUAGAAUCUUCAAAAACUUCAUAAUGGUUCUCAUCCUUGCCGUACUAUUAAUCUCAGCCUUUGCAAUUCCUUUUUAUAUGGUGUUUUAUGAUCCUCAAGAUAGAGCAGAAGGAAUACGUACUCCAUUUAUUUCUCCAUGGAGGACAAUUAUUAAAACAAUAAUAAUGACAGAGGGAGAGUAUGAAAUGGACUCAUUAUUGCGGCAGAAUAACCAAAUGAGGUUGUCUGAUGUGCAGUAUCCGGUUGUUUCAUUUUCAUUAAUAAUCGUGUUUGUGAUUUUAAUGCCGAUUCUAUUUCUUAACCUAUUGAUUAGUUUAGCUGUUGAUGACACUCAAAAAAUACGAAAAUCAGCUGAUACUUACACACAAAUUUUGAAGGUUAAAUUUGUAUUAUAUAUUGAAGUAUUUCUGAGAUCAUUUGCAAAAAUGCUUAAGUGUUCAAUGCCAGAUUGUUGGUUCAUUGUUAAACCAAAACAAAUUGUGUAUCCAAACCACUCAAAAAAUGUCUUGAGACAAAUGAGCAGUUAUAUUAAUAACAUUAUAAGAUCUUAUACAAAUCAACCUCAGAUAACUGUAGAGGAUCAGAUCAAAGUCAUCACUAAACCGUUAUCUCAGGAAGUAAAGGACCUACGUAGUUCAAUGGAUCAAAUGCUAGCUAUUGUUAACAGUAUGAAUGAAAGACAAGGAGGAGGAGGAAGGGCUUUGGAAGAGGAAUGGAAAGAGAAACAACAGAACUAGUCUUGUAUGGUUGGGUGGGAUUGGGAACUAUGAGGAGGAAAGAGAGUGGACUUUUAACUUUUAUUUUGUGGAAUUUAUUAUGCUAGUUUAGAUCUACAAUGCUGAAUUGUUCUUUUGUGUGUCCCUUUUAAGUUUUAAUGUACAUGCACAUGUACAUGUACAUGUAUUAGGAAGUAUAAAUCUUAAAAAUACUGAUUUUCAAACAUUCAAUCAAACUCAA
This is a messenger RNA of Amphimedon queenslandica, 2525 nucleotides long. Its product is annotated as transient receptor potential cation channel subfamily A member 1 homolog. The record is from RefSeq and is a predicted model, not a curated record. Gene Ontology annotation, molecular function: protein binding; monoatomic ion channel activity. Gene Ontology annotation, biological process: monoatomic ion transmembrane transport. The transcript is spliced from 14 exons. The coding region runs from base 32 to 2305 and encodes 757 amino acids. Gene Ontology annotation, cellular component: transmembrane transporter complex; membrane. Lineage: Eukaryota; Metazoa; Porifera; Demospongiae; Haplosclerida; Niphatidae.